Messenger RNA from Oryctolagus cuniculus (rabbit), 6610 nucleotides. Lineage: Eukaryota; Metazoa; Chordata; Mammalia; Lagomorpha; Leporidae. The record is from RefSeq and is a predicted model, not a curated record.
GAGAGAAAGGUCUUCCUUUUGCUGUUGGUUCACCCUCCAAUGGCCACCACGGCUGGUGCGCUCUGAUCGGCGCACCACGCUGACCCAAAGCCAGGAGCCAGGUGCUUCUCCUGGUCUCCCAUGGGGUGCAGGGCCCAAGCACUUGGGCCAUCCUCCACUGCCUUCCCGGGCCACAGCAGAGAGCUGGCCUGGAAGAGGGGCAACCGGGAAAGAAUCCGGUGCCCCGACCGGGACUAGAACCCGGUGUGCCGGCGCCACUAGGUGGAGGAUUAGCCUAUUGAGCCGCGCCGGCCCACAUUUGCUUUUACAUUUAGACACUUACAUUAGCUGAAGAUCUACAAGGCACUACAAGAUUUACUUUUAGUGCUAGAAGACUACAACCUAAAAAUACUCCACCAGUCAGAUCCACUUAAACCUAAGUUUAACGAUCACUUAAACCUAAGUUGGAGCAAGUUUUAUACUUUUGGAAGCAUAGCAUGAGCUCAAGACGACUUAGUGCACUUGGCGUGCUCGGUGUGCUUGGUGGAACACACAGUGUUGUGCAGUGCCAGGAUACUUGGGUGGCUCUCCUAAGAAAGCCUGGGUGAUGGCUUUCUUAUCUGUGGCAAACAAUGCACUUCACAAGAUGGCAGUUUUGCAACCUAGGGUUAUAGAACAAACAUCUCAAUCUCUUAAGCAAAAAGAAACAAGUGCCUCACUAAAAUAUGGCAAUAUUAGCCUGGUUUAAACCUUCACAACAAUAUUACAAGUGGGAAAUGUAAAAAAGCAAUAGUAACAGAGCCAGACUGAAUAGCCAGCUAUCAUCCUAGUGCUACUGAACAGAUUUAUAGUGAAGACUCCACCUACCAUGGUAAGUAAUACGUACAUCGAGGGAAACGUAGCCAGAGCUUCUGUGUCAGAUUGGCUUGUUCCCUUUCUGUCCUUUCCUUUAUAGACUCUGAGCCCCUUCAGGUAUUACUUUCUGUACCCACAACUCUGAUAUCAAUAUUGAUCCUGAUAUACGUCAUGCUGAUCUUAAUGGGUAAUAAUUACACCUUCUGUCCAGACAGAAACUGUAAACAAAAUAUCAGUGUCACGAUCUCACAUGAUUGUAGGAUAAUUAACAAUUAUACUUUGUGCCUGAUGGAAACCUUCCUCUGGAAUGACUGUAUGGGAGUAGAACACUUGAGUGCUGGAGCUGAUUUCCUGAGACCAGCCACUGGACAUCUUCCACAGGAAGCAGUGGAACAAAUCCUUCCACGUAGUCAUUACCUUACACCAAACAUUAAUCACAAUAUUUGUGCGAGUCUUGCUAAGAUACUCUACUAUGAAUUUGGAUGUUGGACAAAUUUUGUGUAUAAAAGACAUAGAACUCAACAAUCCAUACACAACAUUGCCUGAGAUAUACUUACCUUUCCCACAUCCUUCUGUGUUUCCAUUGCUUUCUGAGAUAUUAUAGUGUAUAAUCUACUUCUGAUUCUUCUUUCUUGCUUUCCUUACUAUUAUUGCCACUAAGCCACUUAUAAUUCAUUAUGCAAUCCCUAGAGCACAUCUUCUUGAGUAGGGGAAAAUGGAAUUCCAUGCAGGUCUGUGAUGGUGUGUGCAGGAGCCCAGGCACUUGGGCCAUCCUGUGCUAUUCUCCUAGGUGCAUUAGCAGUGAGCACCACCAGAAGUGGAUCAUUGAGGACUCAAGCCACCAGCCUAGAAAACAGCAGCUUUAUCCCCUGCACCAUAAGGCUCUUCCCCCCACCCAGCCGAGCCUUUUGCAGGGAGGUCCCUUCCUAGCCAAUGCUCAUACCAGACCUUGUGUCUGCAGCACCCAGCCACACCCAUCUCCCCUUUCCUACCUCUUGUUUUGUUUCUCCCUGCUCGUAGGCCCUGGUAGAGCCGUCUUAAGCAGCUGCCAAAGGAGGGCCUGUGCUGGGCCUGGGCUCAGGGAACCCAGACCCUUCCUGAGCUGGCCUUGGGGGAGGAGUCGGGGGAGGUCCUGGAGCAGGAGGUUGAACCCGUGGCAGGUGCCGGUGAGGAGGCCUCAGACAGCUGUGGGCUUCCCAGGAGGCAGAGGCCCAGAGGUUGGCGUAAUGUACACUUCUGGCGUGUUCUGGUGUCUGUCACCAAGGAGAUGCUGUGAUUUAAGCUGAGGUUCAGAGUAGAAAGGGAGUGACAUCCCCUCCAUCAACAUACCCUCGACCAGGCCCUUUGUGGCUGAUGGAGGUGAGAGUGGACAUCCUGGACUUGUUAGAGGUGUUCUUGUUAGUAAUGACGAUCUGAUCACAAACAAGAUAAAGCUCACCAUCAUAUAUGGUGCAACCCAAGUUGUCCAGAUUUCUGAGUGUGCAGGAGUGCUCGUUGGACGUGGUUGUACAUGAACCUAUGGAAAAUGUAGCUGCUGUGGUCCCACAGGCGGGCACUGGCCUAGGGAAGCCAAGAUGACCCAUGGAGCUGCCCUGGGUCAUCCUUUGAUCUCCUACUAUUGGGUCUGACCCCUGAAUCCAACACCAUGGGUGCCUUUGAGGCCUCCCUGUGACAGGCUUGGGCUGGUCAGAGACUCAGAGUGGCUACCGGGGCCUGGCUAAGGCUCUGCAUGAGUCCUGGGAUUGGCUCCACCUGCUGGUGACUCCUGGGAAUGUAUUCAGGACCCUUGCAAAGGAAGCAUUGAUGGGAGCUGGACACCGAGACUCCCAGAGGGUCCCAGUGUGAGAGGGCAUCCUGAGGUUUCCGUGACCACUGAGGGAGCCAGGGUCUGGCCUGGGUCAGACGUGAAAACCAAGAAGGGCGUUGUCACCCAGUCACAGUGCAGCCUGGGAACUGUCCAUAGAAGCAUCCCUCUAAAACAUGUUUUUAAAUUGUUUACUUGUAAGAUGAGAGAGGGUUGGAGGGAGAGAGAUACCGAUUUUCAACCACUAAGGAGUCUGGGCUUUGGUUUUCUUAGUAGAGAGAUGAGGACCUGGCUGGACUGGUGGGACCUGGAAGCCACAGGACACUUUGUUGUCCCAGUGGCCUGAUCCCCACGCCCUCAUCGACCCUGCUCCAAGCCCAGCUCGGUCCCUCUGAAGUCCCUCCCUGAUGGUCGAUGAGACCCGCUAGAAUCCAGCCAUACCCACUUGGAACAUCGGGCAUCCACAGGGAGAGCUGAGACCUCCUCUCUCAAGGGCAUAGAGUCGUUCCCAGGCCCCCAGAGGGGUGGCGAGAGGCUGAAGGCACCCCUGGGCCAUCCCAGGACCAUGGUCCACUGCGUUCAAGGAAGCCAGGCUGACGCAGCACUACAGCCACACUCCUUGUGGCUGCUGGCCAGACUUGAGUCCCACCCCCCUGGUGCUGAUUGGCCAGGUCUGGUUCUGGGGGUGGGGCCAGGAACCCUCCUGCAGUCCCGGUGGUGGCUGUGCAGGGUCAGGAGCACUGGAGUCAUGACUGCCAUUGCAGAGGCUUCGGGAACCCACACUGGGGGCUGCGAGGACAUGGGGCGAGCCUGGUGGAUACCAGUCCCGCCUCUGUCUUUGCUCUUUCUGCUGUUCAGGGCAGCGCACAGCACACACGCUGCAGGAUACCAGACAUGCCCCACGGUGCAGCCGGACAUGCUGAACGUUCACCUGCUGCCCCACACACAUAAUGAUGUGGGCUGGGUCAAGACAGUGGACCAGUACUACUAUGGGGUUCGGAAUGAGCUCCACCACGGGGCUGUGCAGUACAUCCUGGACUCGGUCAUUUCCGCCCUGCGGGCAGAGCCCAGCCGCAGGUUCGUCUACGUGGAGAUGGCCUUCUUCUCCCGUUGGUGGCACCAGCAGACGAACGCAACCCAGCAAGCCGUGCGGGAGCUGGUGCGCCAGGGGCGCCUGGAGUUUGCCAACGGUGGCUGGGUGAUGAACGACGAGGCGGCCACCCACUAUGGCGCCAUCGUGGACCAGAUGACGCUGGGGCUGCGCUUCCUGCGGGACACGUUCGGCGACGACGGGCGCCCCCGUGUGGCCUGGCACAUCGACCCCUUUGGGCACUCUCGGGAACAGGCUUCGCUCUUUGCGCAGAUGGGCUUUGAUGGCAUCUUCUUGGGACGUGUGGAUUACCAAGACAAAGAGCUGCGGAAGAUAAAGCGGGAGCUGGAGCUGGUGUGGCGGGCCAGUGCCAGCCUGCAGCCCCCGACCGCCGACCUCUUCACUGGUGUGCUCCCAAAUGUUUACGACCCCCCGAGGUAUCUGUGCUGGGAUAGGUUAUGUGAUGACAAGCCUGUGGUGGACAACCCCAACAGCCCUGAGCACAGCUCCAAGGAACUGGUUGAUUACUUCCUCAACUUGGCCACUACCCAGCACCGGUCCUACCGCACCAAGCACACCGUGAUGACCAUGGGUGGUGACUUCUAUUAUGAGAACGCAGACAUGUGGUUCAAGAACCUCGACAAGCUCAUCCGGCUGGUCAACGCACAGCAGGCAAAGGGGAGCCGCGUCCACGUGCUCUACUCCACCCCCGCCUGUUACCUCUGGGAGCUGAACAAGGCCAACCUCACCUGGUCGCUGAAGGAGGACGACUUCUUCCCAUACGCCGAUGGCCCCCACCAGUUCUGGACCGGCUACUUCUCCAGCCGGCCGGCCCUCAAGCGCUAUGAGCGCGUCAGCUACAACUUCCUGCAGGUGUGCAAGCAGCUGGAGGCGCUGGCGGGCCCGGCGGCCAACGUGGGGCCCUAUGGGUCGGGAGACAGCGCUCCCCUAGAUAAAGCCAUGGCGGUGCUUCAGAACCACCAAGCGGUCAGUGGCACCUCCAGCCAGCAGGUGGUAGACGACUAUGCGCGCCAGCUUGCUGCGGGCUGGAGGCCCUGCAAGGUUCUCCUGAGCAACGCCCUGGCGCGGCUCAGCGGCUCCCAGGAGGCUUUCUCCAUCUGCCCGGAGCUCAACAUCAGCGUCUGCCCGCUCAGCCAGACGUCGGCGCGCUUCCAGGUCGCCAUUUACAACCCCCUGGCCCGGAAGGUGGACCGCAUGGUGCGGCUGCCGGUCAGUGCAGGCGCUUUCCUCGUGAAGGACCCCAGUGGCCACGCGGUGCCCAGCGAUGUGCUGCUGCUUCCCCAACCAGAGGGACAGAAGCCCAGCCCAGAGCUGCUGUUCUCUGCCUCGGUGCCGGCCCUGGGCUUCAGCAUCUACUCCGUAGCAGUGGUGUCUCAGCAGAAACACCAGGGCCACUUCCCCCGGUGCAUCCCCCAGAAGCCCAGGCCGGGUGUCAUCAUCAGAAACAAGUAUAUCCAGGCUACAUUCAACCCCAAGACGGGUUUCUUGAUGCAGAUUGAAGACCUGGAGAAGCAACUCGUGCUGCCCGUGAGCCAGUCAUUUUUCUGGUAUGACGCCAGUACACCUCACAUACAAGACCAUCAGCUCUCUGAAGCCUACAUCCUUAGUACCGAUGGAAUGCAGCUGCCCGUGAACAGCUCAGCUCAGAUCCACCUGCUGAAGACGCCCUUGGUGCAGGAGGUGCACCAGAACUUCUCAGCCUGGUGUUCCCAGGUGGUUCGCCUGUACCGCGGACAGUGCCACCUGGAGCUGGAAUGGACGGUGGGGCCCAUCCCUGAGGAUGACAAGUGGGGGAAGGAAGUGAUCAGUCGCUUCGACACACCGCUGGACACCAAGGGCUACUUCUACACGGACAGCAAUGGCCGGGAGAUCCUGAAGAGGAGGAGGAAUUAUCGGCCCACCUGGAACUUGAACCAGACAGAGCCAGUGGCGGGGAACUACUAUCCAGUCAACACUCGAAUUUACAUCACGGACGGGAAGAAGCAGCUGACGGUGCUGACGGAUCGCUCACAGGGAGGCAGCAGCCUGCAGGACGGCUCCCUGGAGCUCAUGGUGCACUGCAGGCUGCUGCUGGAUGAUAACCGUGGACUCGGGGAGCCGCUGCUGGAGGAGGGCUCGGGGUCAUGGGUGCGAGGGCGCCACCUCGUGCUGCUGGACGCAGUGGGCAAGGUGGCCGCAGGGCACCGGCUGCUGGCAGAGAAAGAGGCCCUGUCCCCGCAGGUGGUGCUGGCCCCGGGUGGCGGCACCCCCCAGCAACCCGGACAUGCUCGGCGCACACAGUUCUCAGGGCUGCGCCGGGAGCUCCCGCCCUCCGUGCACCUGCUCACCCUGGCCCGCUGGGGCCCAGACAAAUUGCUGCUGCGCUUGGAGCACCAGUUCGCCAGGGGGGAGGACUCAGGCUGCAACUUGAGCUCCCCCGUGACCUUGAAUUUGCAGAACCUGUUCUCCACCUUCACCAUCACCCACCUGCAGGAGACCACGCUGGCAGCCAACCAGCCCCGGGCCAGCACCUCCAGGCUCAAGUGGACACCAGACACCGGCCCUGUCCCCACCCCCAAGGUGCCCCCUCUGGACCUGGCCACCAUCACGCUGCAGCCCAUGGAGAUCCGCACCUUUGUGGCCUCGGUCCAGUGGAAAGAAGAUGCCUGGACCCCCAGGGAUGCCCCUUUACAAGCCUGAACUCUCUGCCCUGGGGAAGAGUCAGACUCCCCCCUUUUCCCCUUGUUGCUACUGCUGCCACCACCUUGAAAACCAUUAAAAUGGCACUGUGAAGGCUCGGGUCACCGUGGGACUGGUUGUGGUAUCUUUUGGAGAGAGAUAGAGUGCAUGAUCUAGAAAGGUCACCUAAGCCUAGCUGAGGU